AUGACCUUCACAAACCAGUCUCACGCUAACGUCACUGCUGGACUUCAGUAUCAGAGUUUUCAGGAGAUUCUGAUUCUGAACAUUGCCAGCACAGUUCCCUGCUGUGUGUUCCUCUUCAUCAACGGGACCAUGUUGUACACGCUGCGCAGUAAAGCCGUGUUCUGCGACACGUCUCGUUACAUCCUCCUCUAUAACCUCCUGUUGGGCGACACCUUGCUGCUGGUGCAGAGUCAGCUGCUCUACCUGCUCUCUACGCUCAGGGUGACGAUGACGUACGCCGCCUGCGCCGCCGCGCUCAUGGCCACUAGUCUCUUCAACGGCAUCUCUCCGCUCACACUGGUGGUGAUGUCACUGGAGAGAUAUGUGGCCGUGUGCCACUCACUGAAACACGCCACCAUCAUCACCAUCAGGAACACGGCACUGGCCAUUGUUGGAAUUUGGGCCCUCAGCUCGCUGAACAUCCUGACUCGAGUUCUUCUUCUGCUAAAGUUUGGUUUUGUAGACGUGGCCUUUCUGUACACUAAAGACUUCUGUGGCAGAGAGAACAUUUUCCUCAAUCCAGAGUCCAAUCUUUACGCCACAGGUUACAUGUGGUUCCUGUUUGUUCUGACGACCGUGGCCAUCGUUUUCUCCUACAUCGGCGUCACGAUCGCGGCCAGGUCGGCGUCCUCCACGGACAAAGCCUCGGCGCGCAAAGCUCGCAGAACGCUGCUGCUGCACCUGGUUCAGCUGGGCCUCGGCCUCCUGGCGACGAUACACAACCCCAUCCUCUACUCCAUCUCCACCAGUCUGGGCCGAGUCAUGAUCCUACGAAUGCAGGUUCUUCUCUACCUGUGUGUCAUUAUUCUGCCCAGAUGCCUCAGCGCUCUCAUCUACGGCCUCAGAGAUCAAACCAUCAGACCCGUCCUGGUGCGACACCUCCGCUGUCAUUGCAGACCAUAGAGCAGUGGUCAGCAACUGGUGGCUCACAGGCCAAAACUGGCCCGCCAGCAUCAGUGAAUAAAAGUCCAGUUUUGCCUGAUAAAGAAUUGAUAUUUAAUUGCUUAGAAAAACAUUGGCCCUAGGUCAAAUUGACCUCUGACCUUGACCAUAAAACUUGAUUACAGAGGGGUCGAAAUUAAAAACCAUGUCGAAGUCAAGGUCCAAGAACAUUAUUCAGAACAAAACAAAUUAUUUAUAGAUGAAUUAAAGAAGCAAGUCAGAGGUCAAAUUUGAAAUUAAACAUGUGUUAAGAUAUAUGAGUGAACGUAAUGGAUACUUUUAUGAUGAAAGGUCAUUGAUUUAACCACGGAAUAACCUCAGAAGAGGCUAAAUGUCAACAAUGGGCGACUGUUUCAUAGUAAGAGUCCUCACAAAAGAACAUAAAUGUAAGAAGAGGGGUAAACAAUUGGUGACCAACAUGGCGGCGCUAAGGCACAGCGGCCACACUGGGUCCAAAAGUUAGUUUUUUUGUUUGUUUUUGUUACAAACAAUCAGACACUGCAAUCUGUUACAUAUUAUAUAUACUGUGUGUUACAUGUUUAUAUAUUCUAUACACACUCUGUAGAUUUUGCAUAUUCUGUAUAUAUCUCUCCCUGCAUCUACUUAUAUAUUCAUAUAUACUGUACAUAUACUGCAUAGAACAUACUUACCACUGCUGCUAAAUGUAUACAUUUAGAUUAUAGAUCUGUGUAUAGGUUUGUCUCAUCUCACUGUCUCGUUAAAGUGUUGAUGUAUCACCAAAUAAGUUCUGGGGAAGCGUUAUUUCAUCUCAACUGUGUAUUUGUAUG
This is a messenger RNA of Solea solea (common sole), 1769 nucleotides long. RefSeq names its product odorant receptor 131-2-like. Gene Ontology annotation, cellular component: membrane. The record is from RefSeq and is a predicted model, not a curated record. The transcript has a single exon. Gene Ontology annotation, molecular function: G protein-coupled receptor activity. Lineage: Eukaryota; Metazoa; Chordata; Actinopteri; Pleuronectiformes; Soleidae. Gene Ontology annotation, biological process: G protein-coupled receptor signaling pathway. The coding region runs from base 1 to 942 and encodes 313 amino acids.